AUGCACUUCCUCCAGAGGUUGGCCGCCAUCCUGGCGCUUGUCUACUGUCUUAUACUUCCAGUACAAGCCAGUGGAGACGUCCAAGCCAUUGGAAUCGAUUUCGGCCCCGAGGUCAUAACGGCCGCAUAUGCGCAUGCAUCUGAUAAUGUCUCCAUCAUUGCCAAGGCUACCCCCGGACGGAAUGACACGUAUGGCAUCUACAUGCGUCACCUUCGUCAGGAAGCCUACGUACAGAAUAAUGUAGCGGCCAUGUAUGGUGAGAGAGCUGCGCUGAUCUCACGGAUUACUGAAGCUGUGGCGGCGGGAGUAAAACUGGUUGUUUCUAGGAUUCAUGAUCUGGUGCCUUUAUCUGUUCAACAAAGCAUUUCCGGGUCGGCGGUUUUUCAAGCAGCGUCUGGAACUGUGAAGGCCACAUUGCAUGCUAUGAUGGCGUUUCUCGGAGUCAACUAUUCCUCUUCCCCGUCAACAACUCUAACAUUAGACGACAUCAAGACGGAGUUUGUCUCCGUCUUCACCGAGCUCAAAGCCCAAGCACAGAAUAACCACGACAUCGACAUUGAAUCCGCGACAGUCGCUAUCCCCCAGUUUUUCAACAGCACUCUCGCCGAUCUCGUGUGGACAGCAUGCUGGGAAGCUGAAAUCAGCCUCUCGCGCGGACCACAGGCCCGGACAGUCCUCGCCACGUUUAAUCAAAGCCAGGAGACCCAGGUCGACAAUCCCGACAUACGAUACCUGGUUCUGGAUCUGGGGGAGUUCUACCUGGAUUCGCGAACGUAUAAUACUGACAGACGCGCUGGCAUGAGAGAGGGAUACCUCCCUAUGGAUCAGUGGGGCACUCAGUCCAUUGAUCGACAUUUGACCAGUCGUUUGGUCAAGGGCUCUGAAGCGCUCAGGUUUCAGAUCUCCCUUGGAGCGCGGGAGAGCGAUCUUUGGGAGCGGGUGAAGCAGGCUCGUUUGAUGAUGGGUAACAUUGCAGAGGAUACCGGGGCUAAGGAGCUCAGCGAACGUGACAGACAUCAAGAUGAAUGGCCGCUUGAUUUAACAGGAUGGGGGUAUCAGGACUUUGAGGAGGUCAAGGCCGUGCUUACGUGGAAGGAUAUUCGUGUUGUUGAGAAGGCUUACGUGGAUAGCCUGGCGGACAACAUCGUGGCCCAUUUGACUGCAUUGAGAGGCUAG
Molecule: messenger RNA, 1176 nt
Organism: Aspergillus lentulus
Lineage: Eukaryota; Fungi; Ascomycota; Eurotiomycetes; Eurotiales; Aspergillaceae
Source: RefSeq, a predicted model, not a curated record